This is a messenger RNA of Insectozyma verbasci, 423 nucleotides long. The record is from the annotation of a GenBank genome assembly. NCBI's taxonomy places the organism in Eukaryota, Fungi, Ascomycota, Pichiomycetes, Serinales, Debaryomycetaceae.
AUGCCAUCAUCAUCAAAUAAACGAGUUAAACGAAUACAGAAUGAAAGUAUACUUACUAAUGGUUCAAAGAAAUCUAAAUUAGAUUAUUCAAUAUUAAAACCGUCUCAAACCUUAUAUAUUAAAAAUUUAAAUAAUAAAAUCAAUAAACAAUUAUUGAAAGAGAAUUUAUAUUUAUUGUUUAUUAAUUUUGGUGAUUUAAUUGAUGUUAAACUAUAUAAUGGUUUUGCUUUUAUAAUUUAUUCAAAUGUUGAUUCUAGUAUACUUGCGAUGAAGUCAUUACAAAAUGAAGAAUUUUUCAGUAAGAAAUUAAUUAUAAAUUAUGCUACUAAAGAAAGUAAAAUUAUAACUUAUGCUAAAAAGACUAAUGAUGAGACUAAUGAUGAUGAAGACGAUGAUGAUGAUGCUAUGCCUACUUACGAAUAA